Rosa rugosa (rugosa rose) is the source of this 802-nucleotide messenger RNA. RefSeq names its product SKP1-like protein 1B. The transcript has 2 exons. The coding region runs from base 98 to 577 and encodes 159 amino acids. Gene Ontology annotation, cellular component: cytoplasm; nucleus. Gene Ontology annotation, molecular function: cullin family protein binding. The record is from RefSeq and is a predicted model, not a curated record. Lineage: Eukaryota; Viridiplantae; Streptophyta; Magnoliopsida; Rosales; Rosaceae. Gene Ontology annotation, biological process: SCF-dependent proteasomal ubiquitin-dependent protein catabolic process.
AUUUCUUUCCCUUCCUUCCACCUCCUCCAUCUCUCUCAAUCAUUUCAUCUCUCUCUGUGUAGAGGUUUCUAGGGUAACCACAGCAGCGAUCGAAACGAUGUCGUCCGGAAGGAAGAUAACGCUGAAGAGCUCCGACGGCGAGUCGUUCGAGGUGGACGAGGCGGUGGCUUUGGAAUCGCAGACCAUCAAGCACAUGAUCGAGGACGAUUGCGCCGACAAUGGGAUCCCUCUCCCCAACGUCACCAGCAAGAUCUUGGCCAAGGUCAUCGAGUACUGCAAGAAGCACGUCGACGCUGCUCCUAAGUCCGACGACCGCUCCUCCUCCUCCGGCGACGAUGAGCUCAAGAACUGGGACGCCGACUUCGUCAAGGUCGACCAGGCCACCCUCUUCGAUCUCAUCCUGGCUGCAAACUAUCUCAACAUCAAGAACUUGCUCGACCUUACUUGCCAAACGGUGGCGGACAUGAUCAAGGGGAAAACACCUGAGGAGAUUCGCAAGACAUUCAACAUCAAGAAUGACUUUACACCAGAGGAAGAGGAGGAGGUCCGCAGGGAGAACCAAUGGGCUUUUGAGUGAAGGUCAUAAAUAUGAAGAAACCUGUUUUUGUUGUUUGUUGCUCUUUAUGUGCUAUGGUCUGUCUGUUUCUGAACUGCUUUUUCUUUACUUAGUGAACUACGUUUCGUUGGAUAUGCUUCUCCACAGACAAUAAUUACUUUCCUCCAUGUUACCCCUUGCCCUUCUAAUUUACAAGUUCUAUUGUUCUCCAGUUCUCUUUCGCUAUAUUAAAUGUGAUUCUAAUUC